Molecule: messenger RNA, 2111 nt
Organism: Cantharellus anzutake
Lineage: Eukaryota; Fungi; Basidiomycota; Agaricomycetes; Cantharellales; Hydnaceae
Product: FAD binding domain-containing protein
Exons: 9
Coding region: 137-1966 (609 amino acids)
Molecular function (GO): FAD binding
Source: RefSeq, a predicted model, not a curated record
AUUAAGUGUCCUUUCAGUGCAUGUCGAUAGCUCAGCUUUCAGCAUCGUCCAAGGAUUGAAUUUCUCGUACAAUUUAUCGUGAACAUUCAGAGUUAUAAGACAUGAGCUCGGAUGCUCGAGGGCCCGGACGAGAAGGAUGAUUGACCUUAACCGCCAUUCACGGACUACCGUUAUUGAGGUAGAUGUUCUUGUUAUUGGAGCUGGCCCCGUUGGCCUGGCAUCUGCUCUCCUUGCUCACAAGGUUGGCUUGGCUUGCGUAAUAGUCGACAAGUCUGAUGGCCCUCUCAAAUUGGGUCGAGCGGAUGCUAUGAAUGCUCGGACUUUGCAACUACUUGAACUGCUUGGUUAUAGCAUAUUCGAGGAAUUGCACGCCAAGGGUCUCCACUGUAGCACGAGCUCCACGUGGAAGAAUGGCGAAUUUACUUCUAGGCAGAAUGCAUGGUGGAAAGCGCUUCGAGGGUCUGAGCACAAACACUUUCUCAUGCUUGGUCAACCUUACCUCGAGGAAAUUCUUGACAGGAAUCUCACAGCAGUUGGGAGACCCGUUGAGCGUGGCGUCACCGUGCUUGAAGUGGGGCUUGAUGACGGUCCAAGCGCUCGACUAACAUGGGCCAAACUUCUGUCAAAAACAGGAAUAGAGUCCUUGGUACGAGCAAAGUAUCUCAUCGGAGCAGAUGGAUCCCAUUCCCUGGUUCGCAAGUCUUUCCCUGAGCAUUUUAUCUUCGAGCCUAUCGGUGAUGACACCGAGAUGACGUGGGCCGUUCUCGAUGGCGAAGUCGAUACAACGUUCCCUCGUGAAUCAGAAAUUAUCAACUUCCAAGUGGAUACAAGCGACGUAGCGAGAAUACCUCGCGAGGGCAAGAUUGAUAGGUACUAUGUGCGAAUGGAUCGCAAGGUGUUUGAAGUCGAGGAGGCAAUCGAGAAGAUCCGGAGAGCCGUGGCGCCUCAUCCUUUCAAGUUCGUGGAUCUGGAGUGGAACAGUCAGUUCACUGUUCGCGAGCGCCUAGCGUCGAAGUUCUCGAUCCGCCAAAGGGUCUUUCUCGCUGGCGAUGCAUGUCACGUCCAUUCUGUUAAUGGUGGUCAGGGACUUAAUACUGGUCUUUCCGACGCGUUCAAUCUCAUAUGGAAAAUCAAUUUGCAUGCGAAGCGUGCCGGUUCCGAAAAUGUUCUCAAGUCUUACGAGAAUGAACGCCGACCCGUUGCCAAAACUGUGAUUGAGACCGCCGGAGCUCUCGUGAGGGCCACCAAAUAUUCGCAACAGAGACAGCUGGUUAUUGGGGCCCAACGUGAUGUCACACCCGACGAAGAACAGCUGCCGGGCCAGUCAUGGGAUCAUUCAAACUACUACGUUGGACUUGUCAAACUAAAUUCGAGAUUCAUCACAGGGAUGGGGAUUUCCUAUGCAGACCAGACCGCUGCCCUGGCAUCCAGCGCAUUCAUCUCGCCAGAGUAUGGUGCCCCUCUGGUUGGCUACCGCGGAUUCGACUUCCACCUUACGCCACUCACUGUUGACAGCAAGCCAACGAGAUUGUAUACUGAAUUAGAUUACGACGGGAGAUUUGAUAUCCUUGUGUUCUUCCCUUCAUCCGAAAUUGUUGGCGCGACGCGCAUUAUUUCAUCCCUGAUGGAGGUGAUUCCGGGACCGCUCAAGCCCAUAGUGAGGAUACGCAUCAUACAUUCCUCAUCACCUUCCAUCCCUCAACGCCCAUUCGAUACCGCCGCCACCGGGGCAGAUUCAUUGCCAAUCGUCCAUUAUGUCGAUACGCCAAUACCUGACUCCAAGAUAGGCGCAGUGUCCGGACGGGCGCUUUAUGCUGACGCGAUGGGGCUAGACGAGAUAGGUGCCGAAGGUAAAGAGGGGUUGGUCGUCAUUCUUCGGCCUGAUUCGUAUGUUGGGUUUGCCGAGGCUGUGGGCACAACCGCGUGGUCGUUUGAGGGGGUAAGCGGGUAUUUUGCCGGGCUAUAAAGCGGGGUUCCGGACAAAAGGCUUGAGCACUGUGAACGGGCCUGGAAUCUUUGACGGUCAUUGCAACGUAAAUAUUUUGGUAAUUUAAUCAAUUUAAUUAGACGCUGCGCCAGAUCACGAGGAUGGCCGUAAUAGGCCUCUAUAC